AAUACAACAGGAGCGCAAAAUGGCGGAACCGCCGAGCCUAGUGCACUGCGCCCCCGCCGCCGUCUCGGAGAAAGAACCGUUUUCCAAGCUACAGCCCCCCUCCCGGGACCCGCCGGGUCCUCUGUCCGCCAAGAAGAUCCGGACUGAGGAGAAGAAGACGCCGCGGAGACUGAACGGAGAAGGAGGCAGCGGCGGCAACAGCAGGCAGCUGCAGUCUUCCGCGGCACCUUCGCCUCAGAGCUAUGGCAGCCCUGGGUCUUGGAGCUUCGCCGCUCUGUCUGCUGCCCCCUCCCCGUCCUCUGCUCGGAGCAAUUUCUCUUUCUCCGCUGGCACGGCCGUCCCCUCCUCAGCCUCUGCUUCCUCGUCCCAGCCGGUGCCGCGCAAACUGCUGGUCCCUCCUACGCUGCUGCACGCUCAGCCUCACCAUCUCCUGCUGCCGGCCGCCGCCUCCUCCGCCAACGCCAAGCCGCGCAGACCCAAGGAGAAGCGAGAGAAGGAAAAGAGGAGGCACGGCCUCGGCGGGGCGGGCGAGGCCGGCGGGGCAGCCCGCGAGGAGAACGGGGAGAUGAAGCCGCUGCCGAGAGAUAAAAUCAAAGACAAAAUUAAAGAAAGAGAUAAAGAAAAGGAGAGAGAAAAAAAGAAGCAUAAAGUAAUGAAUGAGAUCAAGAAAGAAAAUGGAGAAGUAAAGAUUUUGCUAAAAAGUGGAAAGGAGAAACCAAAAACAAGUGUAGAAGACUUACAAAUUAAGAAGGCGAAGAAGAAGAAGAAAAAGAAACACAAAGAGAAUGAAAAACGGAAGCGUCCAAAAAUGUAUAGCAAAUCUAUUCAAACCAUCUGCUCAGGAUUGCUGUCUGAUGUUGAAGAUCAAGAAGCCAAAGGCAUCCUAAAUGAUAACAUAAAGGAUUACAGUGGAAAGAAUUUGGAUACCAAGAACUAUGAUUCCAAAAUUCCAGAGAACAGUGAGUUUCCAUUUGUCUCAUUAAAGGAGCCACGGGUUCAGAACAACCUCAAAAGGUUGGACACUUUGGAGUUCAAACAGCUCGUUCAUAUUGAGCACCAGCCUAAUGGAGGUGCAUCAGUUAUCCACGCCUACAGCAAUGAACUCUCCCACCUGUCUCCUGUGGAGAUGGAGAGGUUUGCAGAAGAGUUUGUGGGUCUGGUGUUCAGUGAAAACGAGAACUCUGCAGCUUUCUAUGUAAUGGGUAUUGUUCAUGGGGCAGCUACUUAUUUACCUGAUUUUUUAGACUACUUUUCAUUUAAUUUUCCCAAUUCACCAGUGAAAAUGGAGAUAUUGGGAAAGAAGGAUAUAGAGACAACAACUAUGUCCAAUUUUCAUGCUCAGGUGAAAAGAACGUAUUCUCACGGUACUUAUAGAGCUGGCCCAAUGCGACAAAUCAGCUUGGUGGGAGCGGUAGAUGAAGAAGUGGGAGAUUACUUCCCUGAGUUCCUUGACAUGUUGGAAGAUUCACCAUUUUUAAAAUGUACACUGCCAUGGGGGACACUAUCUAGUCUAAAAUUAGAGAGUCGAAAAGAUAGUGAUGAUGGUCCCAUCAUGUGGGUACGCCCGGGAGAACAAAUGAUCCCUGUGGCUGAUAUGCCAAAGUCACCUUUUAAAAGGAAAAGAACUACCAAUGAGAUAAAAAACCUGCAGUACCUACCUCGAACUAGUGAGCCUCGUGAGAUGCUCUUUGAAGACAGAACAAGAGCUCAUGCAGAUCAUAUAGGACAAGGUUUUGAACGACAGACUACAGCUGCUGUUGGAGUGUUGAAGGCUGUGCACUGUGGAGAGUGGCCUGAUCAACCCCGAAUAACCAAAGAUGUAAUUUGUUUUCAUGCUGAAGAUUUCUUAGAAGUAGUUCAGCGAAUGCAGUUAGAUUUACAUGAACCUCCACUGUCCCAGUGUGUCCAGUGGGUUGAUGAUGCAAAACUUAAUCAACUGAGGAGGGAAGGCAUUCGCUAUGCCAGGAUUCAGCUGUAUGAUAAUGACAUUUAUUUUAUUCCGAGGAAUGUUGUUCAUCAGUUCAAGACAGUUUCAGCUGUAUGCAGUUUAGCAUGGCAUGUUCGUCUCAAGUUAUAUCACUCAGAGGAGGACACUGCUCAGAAUACAGUUACUCAUGAAACACGCACGUCACCAGAUUCCACAUCAUCAGUUCUUGGACCUCACACUGACAGCAUGAUUUGUGCUGUAAGCAAAACCUCCUUGGAUUCUGUUUUUUCAGACAAACUUCAUUCUAAAUAUGAAUUACAGCAGAUUAAACAUGAACCUAUUGCAUCUGUAAGAGUCAAGGAAGAACCUGUGAAUGUUUAUAUUCCUGAAAAGACUGGAGCACCAAAUAAUAUGGAUGGCAAGAAUGUUAAAGCAAAAUUGGAUCAUGUUCAAUUUACAGAAUUUAAGAUUGAUGUGGACUCUAAAUUUGAAAAUAGCAACAAAGAUUUAAAGGAAGAAAUGUGUCCUGGAAGUCUCAUAAGUCUAGUUGAUACAAGGCAACAUAGUUCAACACAUUCAAAUCAAGAGAGAAAAGAUGAUAACAUUUUGUGCUAAAUUUGUAUAUACCAUUUAAAAUUGUUUUUUUUCUUAAACUUAAUAAUGUAAUAAAGAUUCAUGAAUUCUGAAAGCAAGCCAAGAACUUGCUCCCAAGUCUGUUACAAAUUAUAGUUUAUGUAGCUUUGUAACAUUCCUCAGUGCCUGUCCAUAACUGUGAAGUAUCAAAGCACUUAGGGCCAGAUGCACUGUAAACAUUGCAGGUUUAAACAAAAGGAGUCUUUAAGAAAAUCAUUUGAGUUGGAGUUGUAGGUUUUAGAAUAGAGCUGACAUUAACAUAUAUAUAUAUAUUUUGUAAUAUGAGCCAGAAUUCUUUUUUGACAAUUUAAGGCUUUUCCAUAGAGCUUAUUUAUACUGAUUUUUUUUUCAUUUUAAAUGUGUCAGCACUGUAGUGUAA
Eubalaena glacialis (North Atlantic right whale) is the source of this 2939-nucleotide messenger RNA. It is a transcript of the gene RSBN1L, whose product is annotated as round spermatid basic protein 1 like. Bases 20 to 2542 code for a protein of 840 amino acids. Gene Ontology annotation, cellular component: nucleus. The record is from RefSeq and is a predicted model, not a curated record. The transcript has 8 exons. NCBI's taxonomy places the organism in Eukaryota, Metazoa, Chordata, Mammalia, Artiodactyla, Balaenidae.